AUGGAGCUUGCUACCUGCCCCCGUCAGCUCGUGUCCGUCCCGGGAGGGCUUCAUGCACCGCAUUUCAACAAGGGGCCUGAGGUGCAGGUGGCUGUGCAUAAAUUCCUUCGAGCUCACCUGCAGUGUCGUUCGUGCGCCCCUGCUGAUUCUCAGGAUGACCAAGUUGGUGAGGAUGACGAAGACAAUGAAUAUGGUGACGAAUAUGAGGGUCAGCUUCCAGAAGAAAUAGAAGGCUCCACGUACAAAGAUUCAGCGACCCUUCCCCUGGCACUCCAACGCUUGAAGCUUGAACGCCCUGCGUUUGAGCGCUUUCCAUUGCCCAGCAAGUGCCAUGAAACCUUAGUGUUGCUGAUUUACUUGGUGACUUUGUUGGCCAUUGCAUCGAGCCCAACCAUCAUGGCAGCACAUAGUCCAACAGCAGGCGGAUGGACUCUGGUAGGCUUGGGCUUGGGAUUGCAAGCGGCGAUGCUGUUCAUUUGUAUGAACUACCUCCGGGCCAUUUUGAAGACGAGGCGGGCUCGUCGCCAGCCGAAGCUCCCAUUGACGACGGUGUCGUUUGCAAUCCUCGUUCCCAUGUACAACGAGGAAGUGGAAGUCCUUCGGCCAGGCUUGGUGAGCAUCAAUGAGCAACCUCAGGCUCCAAACGUUACGGUGAUCGUUGGCUUAGAAGCCCGUGCUGGCCAAGAGAGCAAUGCAGAGAGGGAACGCGCCGUCCGAGAGAUUUUGUCGAGAGUGAAGGCCGUCCAUGUCUUCACCCAUCCUGAGAAGGUUCCCGGUCACAUCAAAGGCUGUGGCAGCAACCAAUCCUGGGCCAUGAACCAGUUCUUGGAGCAUGUGGAAGAAGACGUCCCGGGCCAAUUUUGGCUCAAGUAUUGGGCCUUGGAUCUCACCGCUGAUGUGGUAUGCCGCGAGAGAGCAGUAGCUAUGCAGUCUGGGGUGGAUGAGAGACAGUUCAUCGACAUAGACCCUUGGAUGGAGGCAGUAAGUGAAGCUGCUUCAUCGGUUGUCCCAGGAGAUACAGUUCGACCUGAACAUAUGGGGCGAUCGAGUGGAAGCGUGAAGGAGCGCGUGCUCAAAAUGAGCUCCUUGCUGGACCAGCAGGACGAGUCAGAGUUGUUGCCACCAGCUGCAAGCGAGGUGGACAAGUGGUAUCAGAACUACAUCAUGGUGAUGGGCUUCGAACCAGACGAGGCUGAAGAACCUACUUCGGCGCAACUGGCAGCUCUGCACAAGCGGGUCUACAGUCUACAGUUGAGAACAGGGCCCCAUAUGCAGACUUUUCAGUUUGGACCCCUUCUGAGAGGAGAUGGGCAGGGUGCAGAAGUGCAGAACAUUCACCCCACUUGGGGAUGGCUCCUACUUGCAGAAGGAUUUGCCGGGCCCUGGGAGUCACAGUGCAUGGAGGGCAUCAUGGUGACAAUAGAGUCGGCUCAGAACAGGCAGGUGCCGAGAGAUUGGGACCCUAUACGUCUGUGGUCCUGCAUUUUCAUACAGUUGGCCCAGGACAUGGAAUAUUGGGCUGACAGAGUUCACCACCUGGCUGCAGCUUGGACAGCAUCAGGAGGCCGAGGAGCACCAACAGUGGCUACGGAGGCAGCAGUCCUAGAGGUGAUCCAAGGUGGACAGAGAGCCUUAAACACAGAGGCCGAGGCAACUUCGAGUCAAGGAGAUUCGAGACGAACGCAAGCCAACCGUGACAGGCAUCAAGCCAAGAAACGGAGGAUGCGGCUGACAGGGAAGAACUUGCGAGGCACAGGUCAUCGGCAACAAGCGGUGCGAAAGGAGGCCCAUCCCCCAAGGGGAAAGGAAAAGGAAAGUCAAAGGACCAAUCAGGUCUUGAGAUUUGUUACAGCUGGGCCUCAGGUCGUGGAAGCUGUGCCGACGUGCCACCAGGUGGAGAAUGCCGUGGAAGCGUCAAACGUAUCCACAAAUGCCGCCUUUGUCUUUCACCAUCCCACAAGGAUGCCGAUUGCAAAUCUGGCUGACUCCAAGGACGAGAAAGCGAAAAGAAUUGGAGGGGACGAGCAACCAGUUGCCAAGACUGUGAAGGCAGUUCCCGCACUGAGCAAUGUGGAGGCAGAGAUCGAAGAGCCAGACACAGGCUGGAAGUCUAUGUCGAGUCACUGGACCGAAAGAAAGAUGUACUUGAACUUGGCAAGUCAUGCAACGUAUGAUGAGAUUGACAAGUCGGUCGAAGAAGGUGACUGGGAUGGGUUUCAUAGCGGCUUCCCAUGUGGAUCUUUCAGCAGGGUGAGAUGGAGGGACUCGCCGGGUGGAGCACAUCCUGUGCGAAGCAUGGCACACAUCUAUGGACUCCCUGGCAACACCCCCAUGCAACAGAAAGAGGCCGACGAGGGCACCUUAAUGGCAGUGCGUUCAGCGUGGCUCCACAAGAAGCAGAUCGAGACGUGCAAGCGCAGGGCCAUUCGAGACGUUAGAAAACCCUCCAGGGGCAGAGAACACGGGGUCAGCCUGGGACGUCCCAGAAAUGAAAGCGGGAAGGAGACAAAGUCGUCCUCGGCGGAGUUCAAUACCUGCCCCUUCCAGAGCAAGUUGAAGAAGCGCUGGAUAGCGCUGGUACAAGCCCGCCAGGUGGGUCGGAAAACUGGAGUCUUUGAACUCGUUGUCAAAGGUCUGCAAGUGCCCGGCCUGGGUGGAACAAGAAAUAGCUCGGAAGGUGGUCAACACUUGGAAGAGGGUCCUGAACUUAGAGUGGCUGAGGUGGCAGAUUCAUUGGUCAGUGAACUCCAAGCCAAGUGGCUUAAGAACGAAGAAAAGAAGAGAAAUAGGGAGUACGACGACGCGGAACCAGUUGCCACCAACCCACUGUCAACCGAGAAAAGGUUCGACAAGGUGACGUCAAAGGCGGUGGAGGCCAAGCCCAAGGAGACGGAAGAGCUCCCAUCUUCUUCAGCUGGACCUUCGAAAUGUCAGAGGAAGGAAGAACAGAAUGACUUCUCUAUAGGGGGAAUGAGAAACCCAGCUACGGCGGUGGCUCGAUUGCACCAGGUGAAGAAAGUUGGGGAGCAGAUAAGUGCGGCAUGGCUGGACUUUGUGAAGGACUUCCCAAAAGCACUGGAAGCUGCAAUCCAUUACGGGUCCAACGAGGCAAAGAUCGACAAGACGGUCAUGGAAGCCUGGCGUGACAGGCUAGAGAGCCUCCUUGGGGUAGAACCACAAGAUGGGGUUACACUCAAGGAAGCUGUGGAGUUCUCAUCGCCCUUGUAUGCCCCGCUAUGGGACGCCUGGUUCCAGGGACCCAGAACAGUUCUUGGGGCAGUGGGCGGAUUGAAAAACUAUGAGUCAGUGGAAUCUCAAAAGGAGGAAGCGGUGUUAGAGGUGGACCGCUACGUUGACAAAGGUUUCUGCAGGGUCAUGACCCUGGAGGAGGUGAGAAAGCGGUUCCCGGAAGGGACAGCAUCGCGCUUGGCUCUGAUCUUGAAGCAGAAGCCAGACGGAUCCACGAAGAGGGAGAAAGAACUUCGAGACCAAGGAGAACCCAGGUCCGUGCUGAAGGGCUCGAGGUCAUACGAGGAUGCGGAGGUAGAGUUCGUCCUGGUGGACCUUCAGGACGCAUUCUGCCGCUUUGGCGUCCAUGCACAGGUCUACAUUGACGAUGUAGCCCUCAUGAUCAGAGGGAGCAAGGAGUUGCGCAACCUGCAGCUGGCGAAAUUCUUGUACGUCCUGGCAGCUUUCGGCGUACAGAUCUCCAUGAACAAGGGAGUCAUCCUGGGGACGCCGCGGAAGUUGGUCUUAGAGAUCCAGGAGACGCUGGCGGCAUGGACCGGAAAAGGGAUGAUAGCGACGAGGGAGCUGAGGUCCUUCUUGGGCAAACUGGCAUGGGUGUCGGGCAUCAUACCACGGCUGAAGUGGAUGGUAUCCGCAUUGUAUGCAGUCCUCACCAAAGCCUUCAAGGAGGAAGCUUCUGAAGAAGACAGAGCCCGCAAACGCCCGCAUGACCAGCGACCCAAGCUCGGGGUAGUGGCGGUCAAAAGGCUGGGCACCACGCUACCCUGGCUCAAGACCAUGUUCGACAAUCCGGAUGAUCUUCUCAUCCGCCAAGAAAGCCUGAAUGAAGUGGAGCCGAACUGGGGCAUUGUCACAGACGCCUCACCUCGUGGAAUUGGAGGUAUGUUGAUCCACAAUGUCAACGAAGAAUGGCACAUUGUAGAGGAAUUCGAAGCCCCCGUUCAGGCACACCAGGCCACGGCGUUGGAGAUACAGUUCAUGGAGGCAUCUGGACAAGCGGUGCUCGAGGGACUUGCAGUCUUGAGGGCACUGCAAUUGUGGGCCACAAAGCUCCAACGCGCUGCAGUGGUCAUUCGUUCAGACAGCACAGUGGCCCUGGCAAUGUCGAAGAAGCUGGCGUCUCCUACAAAGACGCUGAACUAUCUGGCAGCUGAGAUAGCGUUGCUCCUGGAGAAAGCUCGGAUAGUUCGCCUGGUACCACAACACAUUGCUGGCACCCUCAACAAGGAAGCAGAUUGGCUUUCGAGAUUGGGCGACCGUGGCGAAAUGCCGAGGGCACUUCAACAGGGCAAGCUCCCCAGUGGAACACGCACUCCUGGACAACCAGCCGCACCACAACCCCGGCGCAUGGCUACUUUUCCUGCUGGUUUUCCUGGCAGGAAUGUCAUGUCAGUCAUGUUUGCCGCGGCUAUGCCAAAUCAGCAGCAGGUGGGGCGGCCGAAUUCUGAGGCUAGGCAGUGCAUGUUGGGACUGUUUGAGAAGGGAGAGCCGCAAACUACCCCAACAGAGGCAAAGGAGCCCGAGUGCACCACUACGAAAUGGAAUCCCAAGGCAUGGGACGCCUUUGAAUACAGAACGCGAGUCCCCACGUUGGCUCAGUAUGACAGAGAUAAGAGCACCAGAAAACAGAGGAGGGAUCAGCCCAAGACGCAGGAGGGCCUCAUCACUGUGGCCGCCAAACACAUCAGGGCUGAGAACCAACGCAACAACGAGAACAACAAGGGGCGCACGGCAGAGGCAGAAGCCGAGAGCCGAGGGAGAGACGCAGGAGACCUCAUCACAACUCUGGCUGCAGUGCUGGACUCAACUGGAAUGAAGGCAGGUGACCAGUACUUAGCGGAGGCAAAGUUGAUGCACAUUGAGGCAGGCUUCGAAUGGAGUCAGCUGCUUGAAACACAGAUGGGAAUAUGCAAGAGAGCAAUGCAACGUGACAAAGGUCCUGCACGUGCGUAG
Messenger RNA from Cladocopium goreaui, 5202 nucleotides. NCBI's taxonomy places the organism in Eukaryota, Dinophyceae, Suessiales, Symbiodiniaceae. The record is from the annotation of a GenBank genome assembly.